AUGGUCAACACAAGCAUGUCCUCCGACUUCACCGUCGACGAAAUCACCCAAGCUGGGCGCAAAGGUCGUACCCACGGCCACAAGUACGACGGCGCCGAUUAUGACCCAGAAUCGAUGAUCUUGACAAUGUCGUCGCCGAUCAGCUGCCUGUGCCUGAUGCUGUUCAUGCCUGGUAUCCCGGCCAAUGUGUAA
Penicillium canariense is the source of this 192-nucleotide messenger RNA. RefSeq lists its product as uncharacterized. Lineage: Eukaryota; Fungi; Ascomycota; Eurotiomycetes; Eurotiales; Aspergillaceae. Bases 1 to 192 code for a protein of 63 amino acids. The record is from RefSeq and is a predicted model, not a curated record. The transcript has 2 exons.